AUGUCGCAGUCGGAGCAGCAGCCAGACCUAACACCCCUCCGCGCUCACUACCUCAAGAAAUCUCUCAUCCAACUCCAAUUCUCAAAGGAACUCGACCUCCUCGCUAGCACAGAUGUUCCCGGCGUAUCCAACCUCUCCCUCCUGGGGCCGCCCUUCUCCCCGGUCCCAAAGGCCCUCGUAUCUUCUCUGCCCCCUGGCCUCGACCUCCCGUUCCUCAAGUAUAUAUUCAGGCAAUUCGUUCUGACUUUUCCCUUCAUGGACGCUGCACCGAAGAACUUUUACUCAGACAAGGUGCAGCCGUUCGUCGACGCAAUGGUAUCGAGAAACAUCGCAGCCACAUCCUCUGUACUCGACUUUGACGGCUCCAAAGAACUGGCAACACGGAGAAAAAUGAUAGCUAAAAUCGAGAGGAAUAUGGCUCUCUUUAUCGGUGCCGCCACCAAACUCGUGGAACAAGAGGAGGUCGUCCGUCUCACCCAGAACGAUCUCGAUCGCCUCGAACGGCUUGCUCAGAAGAGGCAGAAACGUCUCAAGAAGAACAAGGACUACUUCGAGGUCAACAUCGUUGGCGUCCGCACCGUCGUCGACAAGGGACGCGUAAGAUCCAAGGCCCACGAGGAGUUUAUCAUACGCACACGGAGAGCGGGAUAUCACGAUACAUACGUGUCAAGGCGAUACGGGGACUUUCGGACCCUCGCAAAUGAGCUAGCCAAGCGGUACCCUGAAGAGGAUAUCAAACCACCACCGGCAAAGGAUAGAUCUUAUGUGACAGCUCCUGCUACACCCCAGACCCAAUCCUUCUCGGAGCAGCUCUACGAUGCCGCGACUGGUUCCCUGGGGUCCGCGGCCUCUUACCUUUUCGACGAUGGAAGUCAUCCUGCCUCUCCUGUUACCCCCGCAUCCUCUCAUUUCCCUCAAUCUCCGCCCCCGAAUCCCGCCAAGCUCGCAAGAGAAAAGAACAGACUAACCCUCCGAUCUUACCUUCACUCACUAAUGUCUUCGUCCGCGAUCGCGUCUUCACCUGUUCUCAAGUCGUUCUUGUUAUCGGGUUUCAUAGAAUUGACCCCGGCAGAGUUGGAGGAUGCUAAGAGGAGAGAGGAGGCGGAUAGAGUCAGGGAAGAUGGGAGGAAGAGGUUUGCGAAGGAGAUCGCGGCCCGCGUGGAUGGUUUGAGGGAGGCUGUCAAAAGCGUCAAGGGUGAUGUUAUGGGAAAGGAUGGCCUUACCUAUGUGUUUGGUACGAUCAAGGUAACACCUCGCAUCCAGGACCUGCCGGCGAACUAUCAAGCAGUCAUCGAAUGGGCCAGAAUCUCGUUGGCAUCCACGGUCUUCCACACUUUUGUGGCAUCCGACGAUGCGUCUGCCACCUUUGCAGGUCUCAAACGCAUUCACAGCCUGAUGCCCUACAUGCUCCUCAAAGGCGCCCUCAAGAUCACCAACCCGAUUGCCAUGAUCCGCUCUGUCCUCGAUCUUUUCCUUGCCCAACCAUUUGGCGGCAGGUCACUCCUCCAGCGCAUGUUCACAUCCUCCCUAACAGAAGAAGUUCGUCAACUGGAGGUUGAGAUCGAGCUGGUGAAGGAAAAGAUUGACGAUCCAAUCAUUUGCGAGAAGAUUAGGAUGCUAGUGAAUGCUCCGAGGGAAAUACAGCAGGCAUUCAAGGAGGAUGCGGUUAACGAGGGAAUGGAUAUUGUUGUUGUCGCAUUGAGGAGUGCGGAAGAGCCUGUUCUUUCAAGAGCGCAAAUGCAUAGACUUGCUAGAGCGUGGAGGAGUUACGAGGCGUGGAGAAAGGAGGUCAGGGCGAGGAAGGUGAGGGAAGGGAGGGCGAGCAGUACUAGCAGAGGUGGAAGAGACGACGAUUCGGACGAUGAGGACGAGUGUCCCCCGGAUGAGGAUGCAUGGUUCAUUGAAGAUCUGCGCAUGUUGACGGGGUUGUAUCAGAAAUUGAGGGACAAAGAGCAACUGAUUGCCUUGAUCUUUGAGGGAUUCACAGCAGAGCUCUUGAAGGACAUCAUCACCAUCUUCUACUCGCCUCUGGCCCAGGUCUACCGAGCCGCAAGCAUUGCAGAUUCCUUAAGUGACCUUCAAAACUUCAUCAACGAUCUGAUCAAGACUGUCGAGGAUGUUGAAGAACUCAGCCAAACCGAUCCUCAUCAAACUGUCCAGGCCUUCAUUUCCCUUAUCCAGCGUCACGAACACUCCUUCUACAACUUUGUCCACAAGGUUCACUCCAAAGGCGAAGGGCUAUUCGACAACCUCAUGCGAUGGAUUGAGUUGUUCUUAACCGUCGUUCGAGAGGGCUUGGGACAGCCAAUCAGUUUGGAAUUCCUCCUUCCACAUGCUGGAGCGGAGCGCAAACUGAUUCUAGACGAGGUGGACCAAGUCGCUUUGUACCAUUAUAAGCUCAAGGUGAUCUACGAGGACAAGCUCAGGCGGAGGUUUGGAAGAGCUUCCGGUGGUGGCAAGGCGGGGGUGGGUGAUAUAGGAGCCCAAGCUGAUGCAGAAGACGAGGCUGCGCGGGCUCUCGUGGACGGUGUUAUUGGAGAGAUCAGUUUCGGAGAGUUGGUAAAGGGUGAUGCGAUGGACUUGGCUGCAGAGGAGACCGACGAGGAAAGUGAUAGCGGGGAGGACAGUGAUGACGACGAGAGCUAUGAGAGUACAAGUAGCGAAGAGGGAAGUAGCGAGUACGAGACCGGAAGUGAAGAGAUUUCUGGUACCAGGGAUGGAAAGGGCAAGGAGAAGGUGUUGCCUCCACCGCCUGGCCAGGUCGAUCAAUCUCAACGCCACCGUCAUCACCACCAUAUCCAACAUCCCCGUGUCCAUCACCCUCACAUCCACCGAUCACACCAUCAUCAUCACCAAUCACAGCAAAUACAGCCCGUCCAACUUCCUCCACCGCAGCCAACGAGAAAACGUUCCAUGUCUCUGAAGCAAAUGAAGUCGAUGAGCUCCCUGUUGGGUCUAGGGAAAGGGGAGAAGGAAAAGGAUGUUCCGCCCUUGCCGCCUUUACCACACUCUGUCACGAACCAACAGAAACAGCACAGGAAGGACGGUUCGACUUCGGAUUCUUCCUCGAUCGCGAGCUAUGGGACAGCUCCAAGUACGAAAGGAGUGUCAGAAAGAGUUGGUGGUUCAGCCCCUGUGUCUGCGACGUCUUCUCGGCCUCCGAGUCGGUCUUCGACCGCCUCCGCGUCGAGGGUUGGUGUAUGUGGAGCUGCUUCAGAGAAUGCUGGUUCUGCUUUGCACGCGAGGCCGCAAGUCCAGACCCCAAAUCCAAUGGUCGGUGGCCAGGCUUCUCCUCCGAACUCGAUUCCUCCCUCGCCUGUGGUCAGGUCUUCGGCGAUGCCAUCCACGAGACCGCCCACACCUAGCCCUCUUUCUGCAACGAUCAAUUCUGGGACUGGUCAAGGUCCUCUACAGUCCCAACAGGCUGCACCUCCUUCCACUGACUUAGCACGAGCAGGAAUUCUGCCAGAGAGCAAACCGCUGCCUCCAUCACCACCGCCAGCAACGCAGGACCAAAGAAAGACCCCGGAGUCACAGCAGACACCGAAAUUGAGGAAGAAGAGUAAAAUGGUGGAGCCGCCUGACUUGAAGCAUAUUCCACAGUUGUUGCCUGUUUUCGUCGAGAUGGUGAGCGAUACUUAG
This is a messenger RNA of Coprinopsis cinerea okayama7#130, 3642 nucleotides long. Its product is annotated as PX domain-containing protein. Gene Ontology annotation, molecular function: phosphatidylinositol binding. The transcript has 7 exons. Lineage: Eukaryota; Fungi; Basidiomycota; Agaricomycetes; Agaricales; Psathyrellaceae. The coding region runs from base 1 to 3642 and encodes 1213 amino acids. The record is from RefSeq and is a predicted model, not a curated record.